AUGAAAGCAAUAGAAUUAAGAGGACACGAAAAGCCCAUUAGUGUCAUAAAAUUUAAUUUCGAUGGCGAUUUAUUUUUCACAGGAGCCGCAGAAAAGAAAGUAAACGUAUGGAGAAAUCACACAUAUGAACGUAUAGGGUCAUUUAAGACUAAUUCUUCUGUAAAAAUAUUAGAUAUAACAAUAGAUUCGAAAUAUUUAGUUACUGGUUCAUUAGAAGGAACAAUUUAAGUAUUCGAAGUAAACGGAGGAAAAUCAAUAGGAUCUUAUAAGACUAAAUAUAAAUGUAAACAUUUAGAAUUUUCAUAUGGAAAUAAACAUUUAAUGGUGUUAUUUGAAGAUUAUGGAAGUACAGCAGCUAAUUAAGUAGGAAUUUAUGAUUUUUAAUUUUUUUUGAAACAUUUAAUAGAUAAUAAUGGAGAACCGAAAGAUGAUUCUAUACCCACAGUUUGCAAAUUUAGUUUAAAAGAACAUAUAGCAAAUAAAAUAAGAUACAGUUAUUUAAAUAAAUAUUUUUACGCUACUACAACAGAAGGACUUUUAUUAAAAUUUAGUGAUAAAGGAGAAUUAAUUUAAAAAAUUUAAGCACAUUAAGGAGAAGCUUUAGCUAUUGAAUUUGCUAAAGAUUUCUCCAUUAUGUCUACUACAGGGUCUGAUGGGUGUAGAUUUUGGGAUAUGGAUGGAUUGAAGUGUCUAAGAUUCAUUAAAUAACAAGUCUAGAUGAAUACUGUAGCUAUUUCACCACUUCUUACAGGAGAAUUCGAAUAAGUUAAGUAUCAUUGUCUUAUUGGAGGAGGUUUACCGGCUAGAGAUACUGCUAGAUUUAAAGUAAUAUUAUGCAUAUAUAUUUAUAUAUUAUUUUUAAAGGACGGAGGUUAUGAAAUUCAUCUAUGCAAUAUUAUGUAUGGGGAAGAAUUAGGAAGUAUUAGUGGACAUUUCGGACCUAUUAAUUAAAUUGUAUUCUAACCUGACGGAAGAGGAUUUAUUAGUGGAGGAGAAGAAAGUAUUGUUAGAUGUUUUAGAUUUGAUGGUAGUUAUUGGGAAAACGAAGCUUUAGAAUGAAU
Messenger RNA from Ichthyophthirius multifiliis, 1061 nucleotides. RefSeq lists its product as hypothetical. Gene Ontology annotation, biological process: cytoplasmic translational initiation. The record is from RefSeq and is a predicted model, not a curated record. Lineage: Eukaryota; Ciliophora; Oligohymenophorea; Hymenostomatida. Gene Ontology annotation, cellular component: eukaryotic translation initiation factor 3 complex, eIF3m. The transcript is spliced from 2 exons. Gene Ontology annotation, molecular function: protein binding; RNA binding; translation initiation factor activity.